This is a messenger RNA of Diversispora eburnea, 666 nucleotides long. The record is from the annotation of a GenBank genome assembly. NCBI's taxonomy places the organism in Eukaryota, Fungi, Glomeromycota, Glomeromycetes, Diversisporales, Diversisporaceae.
AUGUUUGGAUUAGAAUUUGAUAUAUUUGAUAUAUUUGAAGUUUCAACUGAUGUAGAAGCUUCAGGUGAUAUUGAAUUUGGUUUUGAAGUUGUUGAAUUAUUCAUUAGUAGACAUGAAUGGUUUAGAAUAGAUGAAGUUUUAGGCGCUGGGGUUGGAGGUUUUGAAGUUUCAAGUGGUGGGGUUGGAAGUGAUGGGGUAGAGGAUGGGGUUGGAAGUGGUGAUGUGGAUGAAGGUAAUGGAACUAAAAAUGGAGAAGAGGAUGGAAGUGGAGAAGAUGAAGGUAUAUUGGUUGAAGGUGGAGAAGAUGAAGGUGUAAUGGUUGAAGGUGGAGAAGAUGAAAAUGUAAUGGUCGGAGGUGAAGAUGAAGAUGUAAUGGUUGAAGGUGGAGAAGAUGAAAAUGUAAUGAUUGGAGGUGGAGAAGAUGAAGAUGUAAUGGUUGAAGGUGGAGAAGAUGAAAAUGUAAUUGUUGGAGGUGAAGAUUUAAUGGUUGAAGGUAGAGAAGAUGGAAAUGUAAUGGUUGGAGGUGAAGAUGAAGAUUUAAUGGUUGAAGGUGGAGAAGAUGAAGAUGUAGAGGAUGGAAGUGAAAAUGAAAAGGUUGGAAUGUUAGAAGUUGAAGGUGGUGGAGGAAGUGGUGAAGUUGGAGGUGGAGUGGGUGGACUUCGAUAA